Dufourea novaeangliae is the source of this 942-nucleotide messenger RNA. RefSeq lists its product as uncharacterized. The transcript is spliced from 6 exons. Gene Ontology annotation, biological process: signal transduction. The record is from RefSeq and is a predicted model, not a curated record. Bases 1 to 942 code for a protein of 313 amino acids. NCBI's taxonomy places the organism in Eukaryota, Metazoa, Arthropoda, Insecta, Hymenoptera, Halictidae.
AUGUACAAAGUGUAUUUGCUUCUGAUAGCACUAUCAAUCGCCAUCUUGGCGACGGACGUCAGUGCCGCCGAGUCCUGCCAGAUGGCGUUGAACUCACCGCUGGACCCCUGCCAAGCAGCCUGCGAAUUGGAACGAUCCCACGUGAUCAAAGAUGGCGUCUUCGACGUGGAUCGACUGUUCGAUCUGGUGGAAGACAUCUAUGGUGACAAGAUCUUCCUCGAUCACCGUCUCGAUAAAUAUUGUGACAAACGUUCACCUUCGAAUCGAUUUCUUCGCAGGCGGGACACAGACGACGACAUAAUAUCGAAGAAGUCGUUGCAAGCGGUCAAGCAGAUCGUAAACUUCCUCAAACAACACGCCAGAGAGGAAGGUCUGUUUCGACGAGCCGGACGCCGUGAUAUCCGUACGAGAAUUCUAAAUUCCCUAAAGAAGGGGGAGAAACCUCAUUUGGGCAAUGACAACGCGGCCCUCGAGUGCGCUGCAGCGUUGCAGCUCUUCCUGGGCCAUUUGAAGAAACCAGUGAUGCCUCAGCACGUGCAGGAACUCCUUUUGGCUGACAAUCCAGGGGUGACCGCCCACGUGAUCGCAAGGGACGCGCUGGGAUUGAUACGACAGGACGUCGGUGGACGUCACGGGGAGCUGUUGGCAGAGCUUCUUGAUUUACUGAGACACUUGACACUUUCCGGGCCGCCGUCCGAGAGAUCGGAACUACGCGGCUCGCCACUUCCGAUAGCGCUGCUCCCGGUAUUUUUCACGUUAACGCCAGCUGACCUGGUGAAAUGGAAGCAAGUGGCCACCAGAUUCAAUGAAUUAAUUACGGAAGCGCCUGAACAACUGCAGCCGAAUGAAAAUCGAUCGUGUAACAUCGAAUCGACGACGGAUGCUGCCACCGAUAAUACGGCGGCGAGAUUAAGAAACGGAAACGACAGCCUAGUGGUUUGA